Messenger RNA from Eruca vesicaria subsp. sativa (arugula), 606 nucleotides. The record is from the annotation of a GenBank genome assembly. NCBI's taxonomy places the organism in Eukaryota, Viridiplantae, Streptophyta, Magnoliopsida, Brassicales, Brassicaceae.
GGGAAAGUGAAAAAUGCUGACCUUACAAAUACAACACAGUAGCUUCAUCUGUCCUAACGACAAACUCCGAAGCUUUGGCCAUGUCUUCGUGAAAACUAGCGGUGGAUUACUCACUGUAAUAUCCAAAAAGAGAGACUUUACAGAUAACAAACCAAACGAGAAACGACCCUUCUUGCAAAUCAAAGUCCCCAACACAAUCCUCGCUCGAUCUGCGAUCACUAUUCUUGGUUUAGGAUUCAUCGAUGCUGGGUAUAGUGGUGACUGGUCAAGAAUAGGUGUGCUCUCUACAGAAACAGAGGAACUACUCAAACUCGCUGCUUUUCUCGUUGUUCCUCUCUGUAUCUUUCUUGCUCUUUCUUUCUCCAAUGAAUCAACUGAUUAAAUAAGUUUCUUUUACUUGUAACAGAAUGUGACAGUUUUUUUUGUUGUACUUUGAAUAUAUGGGGAGAACUUACAUUUGAUUACAAUGAAUGAAAAUGUCACUAAAAAUUUGUUAGUGGCUUUUAAAAAUCACAAGAAGGAGAAGCGCGUCGAAAAUCCAUGAUAAGAAGAGAUGCAACACUAUGAGCAAGAGCACCCAACACUACAAACACAUGGAAUAUCUGA